Ostertagia ostertagi is the source of this 327-nucleotide messenger RNA. The record is from the annotation of a GenBank genome assembly. Lineage: Eukaryota; Metazoa; Nematoda; Chromadorea; Rhabditida; Trichostrongylidae.
AUGGAGGAUGCACAGGCGGCGAGCCCUCCAGUACCAGUUGAACGAAAGCAUCAGAUAAGGAUGGUAGAGACGAGAGAGAAUGGUGGUCCUGUACAGAACGGUCACGGGCCCACACAGAACGGGCAGGACGUGUCGACGACCACACUAUCAACCAUAGCUGUUCGAGCCGGAGAUCGUGCGUCGAUGGUGGUAGCGCUGCUCAAAUCCAUGGGAUACGUGGAGGUGCGAAUCGACGAGAUGACACCCGGACUGUUGGAGAUUGGAGAGUCCGCUAGCGAGACGGCUAAUUUACUGCACAUCCACGACGAUCUCCUGAAAAGGCUUGCA